GGCGACGAACUGGCCAGAGAUAUUUAAUUUUGUAAAUCAGCUGACAGAAAGAUUCGUGAGCCCCAAGAUGAGACUGUCGUUUAUCGUGUUUUCCACCCAGGCACAUGUCAUUAUGCCGCUCACUGGAGACAGAGAGAAAAUCAAGCAAGGUCUAAAGGAUCUGGAGGAGGUGAAACCAGCAGGUGAGACCUACAUACAUGAAGGACUAAAACAGGCCAACGUGCAAAUUGCUAAGCAAGGAGCCUCAAGGUUCUCUAGUAUCAUCAUUGCACUGACUGAUGGCAAGCUGGAUGGGCAGAUUCCCCUGUACGCAGAGAAAGAGGCAAGGAAAUCCAGAGAGCUGGGAGCGAGAGUUUACUGUGUUGGUGUCCAGGAUUUUGAACAAGAACAGCUGGAAAGAAUUGCUGACGUCAAAGAGCAAGUCUUCCCUGUCACUGGAGGAUUCCAAGCACUUAAGGGGAUAAUCAAUUCUGUUUUGAAACAAUCGUGCACUGAGAUUUUAUAUUUGGAGCCAUCCAGUGUCUGUGUAGGAGAGGAGUUUCAGGUUGUUCUCAGAGGAAGUGGCUUGACCCUGGUCGGGAGAAGUGACAGUGUGACCUGUACCUAUCAAGUGAACGACACGACAAUCCGUAAACCUAAAACUGUCCAAUCUGAUUUUUUGCUCUGCCCUGCACCGAUCCUGUACAAAAGUGGCCAAACCCUGGAGGUUUUGGUGAGUUUGAAUGAAGGCCAGUCUUUCAUGUCCAGCUCGUUAACCAUCACUGCUUCGGAGUGUUCCAGUGGCGUGGCCGCGCUCAUUGCUGUCCUCGUGCUCUUGCUGCUGGUGGCACUCGGCCUGCUCUGGUGGUUCUGGCCCCUCUGCUGCAAAGUGGUCAUCAAGGAUCCCCCUCCACCUCCGUCAGCCCCAAAAGAGGAAGAAGAACAGGAGCCCUUGCCUUCCAAGAAGUGGCCCACGGUGGAUGCUUCCUACUAUGGUGGACGAGGAGUUGGGGGAAUUAAGAGGAUGGAGGUGCGCUGGGGCGACAAAGGCUCCACAGAAGAAGGGGCCAGGUUAGAAAAAGCAAAGAAUGCUGUGGUGAAACUCCCAGAAGAACCAGAAGAGCCUUCUCACCCUAAACCACCUAAACGAAAGCCUACCUCACCAGCCGUGCAGCAGAAGUGGUACACACCAAUCAAGGGCCGGCUGGAUGCGCUGUGGGCGCUGCUGCGGCGCCAGUACGACAGAGUCUCGCUGAUGCGGCCGCAGCAAGGAGAUCAGGGCCGCUGUAUCAACUUCACCCGAGUUCCCUCUCAGUAGAGGAGAAGCAGCAGAUACCAGGAGGAGAGACAGCCACACUGCCACUGUCCUACCCAGCUGAGAGAACCGAGCCUUUCCUUGCAUCCCCUGAACCAUCUUCCAGCCUGAGCUCCACAGGCUCCUGCAUCCCUGCUCCGGGAGCCCCCGUUCCAACCAUGCACCGGUGCUCUGCCCGUGCCCCGGAGAGCAGCACUGCCACAUGUGCAUGGCUCUGUGCAACACCGAAGGGACAGCACAGACACCAAAGAUGAGAAUGCUUUUCUGUUUUCAUUGUUUGCUGUAUUUUAAGGACUACAGAUUCUCAGGACGCAAUGUGCUUUUAGUGGCGACGCAGCGUUCCUCAGCUGCGGCGGAGGCACGUGGUAUUUACAUAGGGACUACUCGCCACGGGCACAGGAUAACAAUUCCCACCAGGGUAAGCGGGCGCAGAGCCAAGUGCCU
Molecule: messenger RNA, 1738 nt
Organism: Cinclus cinclus
Lineage: Eukaryota; Metazoa; Chordata; Aves; Passeriformes; Cinclidae
Gene: ANTXR2
Product: ANTXR cell adhesion molecule 2
Exons: 16
Coding region: 68-1297 (409 amino acids)
Cellular component (GO): membrane
Molecular function (GO): signaling receptor activity
Source: RefSeq, a predicted model, not a curated record